GGCACUGACUGGCAUCACUGCUGGGCACUGACUGGCGGCACUGACUGGCACAACCCCUGGGCACUGACUGGUGGCACUGACUGGCAGCACUGCUGGGCUGCACUGGUGGGUGGCACUGGUGGGUGGCACAGGUGGGUGGCACUGGUGGGCACAUGUAGGUGGCACUUCUGGGAACAGGUAGGUGGCACUGCAGAGUGGCACAGGUGGGUGCACUGCUGGGCACAGGUGGGUGCACUGCUGGGCACAGGUGGGCGGAACUUGCGGGUGGCAUUGCUGGGCACCGAUCAUCAGGGCACUGAUCAUCAGUGCCCUGAUGAUCGGUGCCGAUCCCCGCUCUGACAACUGCCGGUUCUCGGCAGUACUUUCCUCACGAUCUGACAGCGUGAGGAAAGUGCAGCCGAGAACCGGCACUUGCAU
Molecule: messenger RNA, 417 nt
Organism: Staurois parvus
Lineage: Eukaryota; Metazoa; Chordata; Amphibia; Anura; Ranidae
Source: the annotation of a GenBank genome assembly